ACAAGGUGGCCGGUCCGGUGUAUACGUCACGUGUUAUUAAUUUGUCGAGUGUGUUUGUGCAUGUAAAUGCACGUUUGCGGAAGAUAUUUUUGACUAAACUACUUAAACAAUGUCAAGUCCUUCGAGACCGAGAACUCCUCGUUCCCAGGAUGAAAACCGUCAAAACGGCACGCCGAGGCGACAACCUCGGACUCCGACCUCCAAAACUCCAUCGGUCGCUGGAACACCCAGUACCAGAGGCUCUGCAUCCAUCAGACAAGGUACCCCUCAAAGAAGACCAGGCAACAAUCCGGUAGACACUCCGUUACGAUGGGCCAGUCGUCGCGCGCAAGAAACCAUUGCACCAUCGUCAGAGGAUCGUUCAUCAGUACCACUGUCAUCUCCAAUUCCAUUGCAACAGACAAGUCCUCUUGCAGCAGGCAUGAGCGAGAUAGAGCUGUCCUCUCCAUUGAAUUAUGGAACACCCAGCUCUCUGAUAUCAGUACGCACUCCCCGAAGUGGUAUCAGAGGCACACCCAUUCGACAGAGACCAGAUGUUCAGAGUGACAGACGUAUGCAACAAGUUAACUUGGCCGAACCUAUACCAGAGGAACCUAACGCACAAAGAACAUCAGAGAGCGAAAAUAGUUCGCAGUUAGUGAUCUGGGGUACAAAUGUUGUAGUGGAACACUGCAAGGAGCAAUUUAAACGAUUCAUCUUGCGAUUUAUAGAUCCAGAGGCAGAGAAUGACGAACUGCCCGAGAACAUGAAUCUCUCAGAUCCACUUUACUUGCAAAAGCUCGAAGAAAUACACACAUUGGAGGAACCUUACUUGAAUGUAAAUUGCGCUCAUCUUCAGGCGUUUACCGAGCAACUCUACAACCAAUUGGUGUCCUAUCCUCAAGAAGUAAUUCCAAUUCUUGACAUGACCGCGAACGAGAUGUUCUUUGAGAGAUAUCCCGCGGCUGUAUUGGAGCAUCAGAUUCAAGUACGACCUUACAAUGUUACGAAGACCAAAAGUAUGCGUCUUCUGAAUCCAGAAGACAUAGAUCAGCUGAUCACCAUUACCGGAAUGGUCAUCAGAACAACAAACAUCAUCCCGGAGAUGCGCGAGGCGUUCUUCAAGUGCAUUGUGUGUUCGUUCACAACAAGCGUGGAGGUUGAUCGAGGUUAUAUAGCCGAGCCUACAACGUGCACACAUUGCAAUCAUAAUUUCUGCUUCACUAUGAUACACAAUCGCAGUCACUUCUCCGACAAGCAGAUGAUCAAGCUGCAAGAAUUGCCGGACGAUAUGCCGGCUGGACAGACACCUCAUACCGUGGUGCUUUUCGCACAUAACAAUCUGGUUGACGCAGUUUUGCCAGGUGACAGGGUCUCCGUCACCGGUAUUUAUCGCGCGUUGCCGUUGCGCGUUAAUCCGCGGCAGUCCAACAUACGGGCAAUCUACAAGACCCACAUCGACGUUGUACACUUCAGAAAACAGGAUUCAAAGCGACUGUACGAACAAGAAGAAGGCAAGGAUCAUGCGUUCCCGCUUGAGAGAAUAGAGUUGUUGAAACUGCUGUCCCAGAAAGAGGACGUGUACGAACGUUUGGCACGACACAUCGCUCCUAGCAUAUACGAGAAUGAAGAUGUGAAGAAGGGAAUAUUGCUGCAGUUAUUCGGCGGUACAAAAAAGGAACAGAACAAAUCGAAUCAGAAGAAUUUUCGGUCCGAUAUUCAUAUACUCCUGUGCGGAGAUCCAGGCACGAGCAAGUCGCAACUAUUGCAAUUUGUCUAUAAUUUGUUACCGCGCUCGCAGUACACCAGCGGAAAAGGUUCCAGCGCUGUCGGUUUGACCGCUUUUGUGACAAAAGAUCCCGAAACACGUCAACUGGUAUUGCAAACCGGUGCCUUGGUUCUCGCGGACAACGGUAUCUGUUGCAUCGACGAAUUCGACAAAAUGAACGACAGCACACGUUCGGUGCUGCACGAAGUUAUGGAACAGCAAACGCUGAGCAUCGCGAAAGCCGGUAUUAUUUGUCAACUGAACGCGAGAACCAGUAUUUUGGCCGCAGCCAAUCCUUCCGAGUCGCAGUGGAAUAAAAAUAAAACAGUGAUAGAAAACGUCAUGUUGCCGCACACGUUAAUGUCGCGUUUCGACUUGAUCUUCCUGAUGCUGGAUCCUCAGGACGAAACAUACGACAGGAAACUCGCCAAGCAUCUAGUGUCACUUUAUUACAAAUCCGAUCUGGAGGAAGAGGAUGAUCUUGUGGACAUGAGCAUUCUGCGUGAUUACAUAGCUUAUGCCAAGGAACACAUUCGUCCUGUUAUCAACGAGGAGAGUCAACAGAGACUAAUUCAAGCUUACGUGGAUAUGCGCAGAGUGGGAAGCGGUCACGGUCAAAUUACAGCUUAUCCGAGACAGCUGGAAUCGCUAAUAAGACUGUCCGAGGCACACGCUAAGAUGCGUUUCAGCAAUACGGUUGAGAUCAUGGAUGUCGAAGAGGCUUGCAGAUUACACCGGGAGGCGCUGAAACAAUCUGCCAUUGACCCGUUGAGCGGCAAGAUCGACAUCAGCAUUUUGACAACCGGCAUGUCAUUGGCCGCUAGAAGACGCAGACAGGAACUAGUUGAGGGAUUGAAGAAACUCAUUAAAAACAAGGAAAAGACAACGGCAUUGAAUUAUCAGAAGAUAUUCACCGAAUUGAAGGAAGCGUCCAACACGUUGGUGACUCGCGAGAUGUUUGAAGACGCUCUGAAAGAACUUCAGGAUAACGGUGUCGUGGUCGUGACUGGGAGAAAUACCAUUCGCGUUUGUUAAUACGUUGCAAUUGUUGAAACGAAAUUCUCGUCGUUGAGUCUUCUGAGACAGUGACAAUUAAUACUGUGUACUCGUAGAGUAAGAGACUUUUUUACGUAGUUAUUCACAUGUAUAUUUUAAUACUGGUAUAUUUUGUACUCUGCUCUCUUAUUAUUUUUCACGAAAUUAUUCUUUAAAUAAUAUAUAUUUAUGAAAAAAAAGGAGAGAAAGAGAGAGACUUUGCAUUGAUAUCGUUGUUUGUUUAUACAUAAUUGAGCUACAAUUUGUCGGAACACGAUUAACUGCCGUGAGUGAUCUAAAAUUUCUCGUAGGUGGAUUUUGUAUAUACACUUGUCGCCCACGCUUCGUGCGCGGGCGUCACGCGAUGUUACGUCUCUUGCUCUUGCGGCGACCUUGGAAACUCCCACGCCGUUUUAUUGCGCCGAGUAAUUUC
Molecule: messenger RNA, 3215 nt
Organism: Pseudomyrmex gracilis
Lineage: Eukaryota; Metazoa; Arthropoda; Insecta; Hymenoptera; Formicidae
Gene: dpa
Product: DNA replication licensing factor MCM4
Exons: 8
Coding region: 110-2782 (890 amino acids)
Biological process (GO): mitotic DNA replication initiation; DNA replication; DNA strand elongation involved in DNA replication
Cellular component (GO): MCM complex; nucleus
Molecular function (GO): single-stranded DNA helicase activity; single-stranded DNA binding; ATP hydrolysis activity
Source: RefSeq, a predicted model, not a curated record